UUGAUCGUUGGUUAUAUUGUAAAUUUAGAAUAUUAUAAUAAUAUUAAUUUUACCUUUUAUUGAUUCUUGUUGAGUAUACCAAUCUUUUUUAAGUUAUACCCAGCGAUUUCUGGAUAAAACUGGAUUGACAAUUGAUUACCACAAUAUUUGUAGAAAAUUCUCAUGUCACAGUCUAAUAAAGAGACCUUUUUCAAGCAAGGGACAGGGCUUGUUAUUUAGAUGGAAGUAUAAUGCUUUAGUUGGAUAAAAAGGUUUCCCAUGCCGAAGAUGUAACAAACUUUCCAUAACAUCAUUCAUAAGAUAAGAUAAGCAGAGUGGAUAAUGACAGCAUCAGUCUCAUCUGCAGCUUUAUGUGAAGGUCACACUUUAACCCUGGCAUAGAAAUCAGCAACUACUUUGUAAAUCUGUGCACAAUUCACAGCCAUUUUACAAACAUCUCUUUCUUUAAUUUAAGAGUUCUCAUUUUCAGAAGAGACACUCAAAGGAUUAUUAGGAGUGAGUGAAGAGUUUCUCCAUAUUAGAGUGAGCAUGGGAUAGGUCUGCUCCAAUGACCUAGAGCCACAUGCCAUGUAGCCGCUGGGUUAUGCAGGUAUUUCAACCAUGUAGGUGUUUAAAUCAAAGUCGAGUGGGAGGCCGGGAGGGCUUGUUGUGAGACUAAGUUAGGUGGGGAGGGGGAGUCUUUGAAAUAUGGUUGGGAGAGCGCAUGUUAUCUUUUCUCCUCGCCAUUAGACGUCCAGGUUUGGUGUGUCAUUGGUUGCAGCCCAGAGCUGGCACCAGCUCAAAGGGGAUGUUGAGAAAUGCUGCCCAUAUGGUGGCACUAUAAAAUCUAGCACAGAUCCCAACCAAAGACAAGGAUCUGUUCAGGACGCCAGCACAGCAUCAAUUCAAAAAACACAUUUCCCACAGCACCUGAGGAUUUUUGCUCUCCAAUACGCCAAGGAGACCAGGACCAGUUGCUAAAAGGGGUGAGUGUUCAUUUUAAGUUUGUGGCCAUAAGGUUGAGCACUUGUAAUUUCAUUAGUGGUGGCAGAUUAAGUUAUUAAAUAAAUUAAAAGCAGUGUCUUUUCAAAGCAUGGGCCCUGUAUUAUUGAUCUUGCUAUAGAUUGUUUCAUGUCGACUGUUCUGUUUGGCCUUUUUUAGGGAGGUCGGAUUUAUUAUGAAUAUUCUGCGUCAUGUUAUGGUCCUGCUUCUGCUGGGAGUCAUUUCUUGCCAGAACAACAAUCGCAACGUCAAGCCGGGUGGAAAACCUGCUAAGAAGCCUAACAGCCAAGCUGUAGAGGCAACCCAGCAUGGCCCUGAAGAUGACCCAAACCCUGGGCUGGCAGGUGCUGCCGAUUCCAGUAAAGAAACAAAUCCCGGAGGUCGCGGCGCCAACCAACAAAGCGCAUCUGUCAACAAGCCUGUGGAUGAAAUGAAGCUGUACUUUCUUAAAAACACAUUAGUGACGUGCAACGACGGUACUGCUGCUGGGUUUUACCUAAAGGAGUUCAAAGGAAGUAAGAGAUGGCUGAUAUUUUUGGAAGGUGGCUGGUGCUGCUACAACAAAGAGACCUGCGAUUCUAGAUACAAAGCUGUCCCCCGACUUAUGAGCUCCACUGACUGGCCUCAGACACGCAAAGGGAGUGGUUUGCUAUCAACACAAGCUGAUGAAAAUCCUCACUGGUAUAAUGCCAAUAUUGUGUUUGUUCCCUACUGUUCAAGUGAUGUGUGGAGUGGUAACAAAGCAGCCUCGAAAUCCAAACAGGGAAAAGAAACAGAAUAUGCUUUCAUGGGAUCUCAAAUCAUUCGGGAGGUGAUCAAAGAUCUUGCCCCGAAAGGACUGAAACAAGCCAAAGUUGUGAUGUUGGCAGGAACGAGUGCCGGUGGAACCGGUGUGCUGCUGAACAUUGAUAAGGUGUCCAGUCUUCUGGAGCAGCUGGGUGCAGAUGCUCAGGUGCGCGGCCUUGUCGACUCAGGCUGGUUUCUGGAAAGCAAACAACAAAAAGUUCCUGACUGUCCGGACAGUGCUUCCUGCACCCCUGUAGAUGCCAUAAAAAAAGGACUCCGUUUGUGGAGUGGUGUUGUUCCAGAAAAGUGCAAGCAACAGUAUAAAAGAGGCGAGGAUUGGCAAUGCUUUUUUGGACACAAACUGCACUCCUACAUAACCGCUCCGCUAUUUGUGGUGCAGUGGUUGUUCGACGAGGAACAGUUACGAGUGGAGAACAUUUAUAUGGGUGGCCAGUCACUCUCAGAGCAGCAGUGGACCUACAUGCAGAACCUGGGAAAAGAGCUAAAAAACUCCUUGAAAGAUGUCACGGCCGUGUUCGCUCCCUCCUGUCUUUCCCACACUUUGAUAACCAAAAGCAAUUGGAUGGAUUUCCAGGUCAAGGGGGCGUCACUUUCCCGUGCUCUGCAGUGCUGGGACAAAAGCCUUCAGGAGGCCAAUAAAAACAGCAAAACCGCUCUGAAGGGCUGUCCCUUCCAUCUCAUCGAUAACUGUCAAUGGCCACAGUGCAAUCCAACUUGUCCAGCCCUGAUUGACCAGGCCACGCAACAGGAAAUGACUCUGCUCCAGGUGCUGGCCAGUAUGGGCUUGGACCUGCAAAAGCUAGGCUUGGAUGUAAGCAGGGAUAUUUCAGCCAGCAUGGUCAGCAAUGGUGGCUAAAUUAGCAUUAGCGAGUGGUUGUGUUCUUAUCGACACAGUUCGCCUCAUCCAUAAAUUCGAGAUUGUUCAGUGGCUUCCUCUCUGGCCACUUCCAGAGAUGGACCUGGGUUUGUCUAGUGAACAUGUCACUGGAUUUCAGUACCGACAGUCUGCCUUUAAAACCAUGUUCUAUCAACAGGAAUGAUUUCGGGUUCUCCAAGUAAGCGGUCCUGAGCAACCUCUGGACACAGUUAAUCAAUGGUUAUCACGACUAAAUAAUCUAAUUCAUCACUUCAGUAAGAGAACUAGUGUCUGAAUUCAAUGUAUUGAACUAAAACUGUCUGACAGCAUACCAAUAGAAUUAAAAGAGCUGAAUUUACUGUUAUUAAAUCUGAAAUAAUUGUGGAGGAUUUAGUAGGAUCUUUGCAUCAUGUUUUGGAGAAAAACAGAGAGCAGUCUAAGAACUGCAUGUAUUUAAAAAACAAAAACAGGACAGCAGAACAUUGCAGUAACCACAUUUUUUCAAACAUCCUGUCACAAUACUUACUCUAUACGUUAUGUUUCUUCAAUAUUUCAAGUGCAUGCUGUUUUAAGACAUUGUGGUCUAUUUUGUAGACGAGAGUCAUAAAUGUGUAUGGAUAAAUGUGGUAUCUGUUUCUUUUUGCUUUUAAAUAUAUAUAGUGUGUGAUUAGAUAUUGACAACCAUCCUCAAAUACAAAAGAAAAACCUUUAUAUAUAAUUAUCUCUCAUCCACAUAAUUGUCUGUUGUCAUGAUCUGUAAUCCAUCAAGUUCUUUUGACAUUUAUAGUUUGUAUAAAAUUACCUUGAACACUAAUAAAAGAUUAAUGAAAACUUUUA
Pimephales promelas (fathead minnow) is the source of this 3481-nucleotide messenger RNA. It is a transcript of the gene notum2, whose product is annotated as notum pectinacetylesterase 2. Lineage: Eukaryota; Metazoa; Chordata; Actinopteri; Cypriniformes; Leuciscidae. Gene Ontology annotation, molecular function: palmitoleyl hydrolase activity. Gene Ontology annotation, biological process: negative regulation of canonical Wnt signaling pathway; protein depalmitoleylation. The record is from RefSeq and is a predicted model, not a curated record.